AUGAGUUUCGACAAUAAUCCUUCUGCAGCACAACAAGAUGCUUGGAAAAGAGAGCAAUUAGAGCUAAGGUCAAGAUUGAUAGAAGUUGACGAUUUAAGUUUUUCAAAAAAAAUUAUUGAAAAAAAUAAAAAACAAUGUAUAGAAUUCGAAGGAUUAAAUUAUAUAGGUGGAGUUGAUUUAAGUUUUAUUGAAAAUAAUAAUGAAGAUGCAGUAGCUUCACUGGUUGUCUUAGAAUACCCAAGUUUAAAAGUAAUCUAUGAAAAUUUUAAAAUGGUUAAACUAAAACUUCCAUACAUUGCUGGAUUUUUGGCAUUUCGAGAAGUCACACCGUUACAAGAAUUACUUCAAAAUCUUCGACAAACUAAUCCUAAUAUAUUUCCUCAAAUUGUAAUCGUUGAUGGUAAUGGUAUACUACAUCCAAGAAAAUUUGGAUUGGCUAGUCAUUUGGGUGUAUUGGCAGAUGUUCCUACCAUUGGGGUUGGUAAGAAUUUUUUGCAAAUUGAUGAUGGAAAUGAAUUAACCAUGUCACAUGUGAAACAGACAGUUAAAGAAAAAUUGAAGAAGGGUGGAGAUUCAUAUUUUCUUUGUGGUGUUUCUGGCACAAUCUAUGGCGCG
Racocetra persica is the source of this 615-nucleotide messenger RNA. The record is from the annotation of a GenBank genome assembly. NCBI's taxonomy places the organism in Eukaryota, Fungi, Glomeromycota, Glomeromycetes, Diversisporales, Gigasporaceae.